Messenger RNA from Colletotrichum higginsianum IMI 349063, 1716 nucleotides. RefSeq names its product Polyamine transport protein. Gene Ontology annotation, molecular function: transmembrane transporter activity. Bases 1 to 1716 code for a protein of 571 amino acids. The record is from RefSeq and is a predicted model, not a curated record. The transcript has a single exon. Gene Ontology annotation, biological process: transmembrane transport. Lineage: Eukaryota; Fungi; Ascomycota; Sordariomycetes; Glomerellales; Glomerellaceae.
AUGAACUUCCAUUCCAUUCUCACUGACCUCUUUGGCGCAUCUCUCAUGAGCAGCAAUCCUCACCAGGAAGUUGUCGAUGACUUCGACGUAAGGAGGCAUGGUGGCGGCAUGGGCGUUUGGCUAGGCAUUUGGACUUGGUGCUAUAUUGCAUCCCUCGGUUUCGGGUUCCUGAUUGGGGCGGCCGUGAUCGACGAGCUCCAGCCAGCGUGGGGAUUCUACAUUAGCAUCAUUCUCGUGGCCGUGGUCCUCUUACUCAAUACUCUCUGCCCCGAAGUGCGCCGCUCCGCCUUCAGAAGAUCAGUCGUGGAAGUAAGAACCGGCACUGACAUCACCCGACGCGUUGCUCGCGGUGAGAUCAUGAUGCACCGCGUCAAAGAUGGACCCAGGUGGUGGGGGCAGGAGCUGUACCAUGGAGUCGCCCUUUGCUUCGAAAUGCUCCGGCAGCCCGGCUUUGCGACCAUGGCCGUUUACUCUGGCUGGAUCUACGCCCAAGUCGUUCUUAUCAUUGUCUUGUUGGGCUCACUAUCAUCAAGAUUCUAUCGAAUGCGGUCGCCAUAUGUCGGACUCAUGGUUGCAGCGAUGGCGUUUGGCGCUGUUGUUGCGAUACCGUUUCAAAAAGCAAGCUACUUUUCCCGGGCAAGGCAUACACAAGUAAACACCAGCCGUUUGACAUUCGAUAAGCAAGUCACAUGGACAUCGCAUCUCCUCCGCCGCUCUGUGUUCGCUGUCGGUCUUCCACUGGCAGGCCUUGCAUAUACCUUGGUGAGCACUGGCCCGCCAACGCAUCCAAGUGCGCCCGCCAUUGUUGCGGCUAUGAUCGGUUUUCUUUCCUGCUUGGCAAUUUCCGAAUGCAACGGACUCAUCAUGGAAACUUUUGAUACUUCGGACCUUCAGCCUGGGAUGACGGGCCGUCAUCGGGGCAACUCGGAUAUCGCCCAGAAAAAGAAGAACUACUCAGCCUAUCCUCGUGUCACCGCCGGAUUCGCCGUUUGUCAUUCAAUGGGCUUCAUCUUUGCGGCAGGAGCAACUGCACUCGGCGGCAUGGCGCAAAGAAACCUGGGUCAGAGAGCAGCUACUGGGGUGGUUGCCGGCAUACUGCUUAUUCUGACCGUCAUGCUAUUGCUGUGCCUGGUCCGUUUCAAAGAAGUGGUCAUCAUCCCCGAGAGCAAAACCGACGAGAUGGAAAAAUGGACUGCCGCCCGGAGACAGUCCAUCAAACGGCGCGAUUCAAUGCCGGCUGGCGCAGUUGACGACAAAGAUGUCAUCGCCGAGGAAGAGCCGUGGCGUCCUUUCAUCGUUGGCAAUCCCACCAACAAGACACGACGAGUCAACGUGCUUGAGCUGGGUAGUAUGUCGCGUUUCACGGAGAUCAGGAAGAGGAACAAACUCAUCGACGCCAACCAGCAUCUUAACCGAGCCGCUCUGGAUGCUGGGCUGGAUGCCCUUGACGAUCAAAUCAGCGACAUCGUGAGCGACAUUGUCAGCGACGCCAAAGAUCUCGUGAGAAGAAGCAGUCAAAGAAGUCAGCGAAGCCAGCGCACCUCCCACUCGCGGCGGAAUCAUCGAGGCGCGUCAAGCGAGAACAGCGGCAACUCUUCCAUUGAGAUGACUUCCGUGGACGACAGAUUGUCACUCAAUAGCCAUCGCCCUCGAAUGCCUGCAGAUGUCUACAACGAGCGAGAGUGUCUUCGAGGCCAGACGGUGAAGGAGGAAUGA